UAUGAGAUGAUCCCCCAUCCUUACAGACGUCCGUUCGUAGCAUAACCUUGCGCAAUGAACCCUAGAUCCUGCCACUCAUGUGGACUGAUGCAUCAGAGGUCGCAGCGGAAUUCGUCGGCUUAGUUUAUCUCCACCGACAACACAAAAUGGUUGACGUGUCUUCAUCCAUUGUCAUCAAGACGUGCCAAGUUCAAAGUUUUUGUGUUUUGACUGAUGCAAUAUUGAAUAUAUUGACACGUCUCGCUUACCAACUGAAAGGUUACUUCUCAACCUUUCAUUCAAUGUCUAGAUAUCGGUGAAACUUUGGACUGUAAGCGUUUACCACACGUUAAUUGUUAAUUUGGACAUUGCCACAACCUUCAUUAAUGAAGUAGAGUAGUUUAAAAGAAGAAGAAGAAGAAGAAGAAAUCGGUCGUUAAGAAAAGAAUCCAAAGCUAUAUCUUCCUUGCUGUUUAAGUAGGCCCUAAGGACAAGGAAAGUCACCCAGUACUUAAAGAUGCACAAUCAUGUCAGUACACUCCUCUUCUUGCUGUUCUGUUACUUUGCUGUGAGCAGCCCACAGGAAGCAGCGAAGGAAGCGAAACCAUCUGGAGGCCGAUAUGGAGCUAUGGUAGCUGUGGAGACUGAGGAUGAUGAUGCUUCUGUGGAGGAGGAAGCAGCAGAGGCCAGCUCCAAGAAGGUGACUGUAGAUAUCGAUGGGGAGCAAGAUCCGAGUAUGGAAGUUUUCUACCCGACAAAGGAUUGGCAAACAGUGAAGCCAGGCCAGUCCAUUCCAAAGGGUCUCCACGUCAGGAUGAACUUUGAGACAAAAAUGACGGAGGCAAAACUGAUGGAAGGAGAUGAUGGAAUGAAGUACUGGAAGAAAGGUGACAGGGAGGGAAUCGUGAAUACAAAACAGAAAUCUUUUACGCGAGAUGAGCUGAAAGAGGCACUUAAGGAAUUCAAGGCUAAAAGGGAUGAUGUCCAAGAUGUAAAGAUAAAAGAAGAAGCCCUAAAGAAGAAGUUCAAAAGUUACGAAGAACUAAAGCAAGAUUUGAAGACCAUGAAUCUGAAUGUGGAAACAGACAAUGAGAUUAUCACCAAGCUGCUGGAACUUUACAAGAAUGAUUCGAUAAGUGUUGACUUGAGGAAAAACAUCCUCUCGGACUUGGAAUACUACUUACACCAGAUUGACAAUGCAGUCGACUUUUCUGUUAUGGGUGGUCUGGACCUGGUUGUUAAAGACCUGAAUCACACAGAUCCUCAGAUCAGGAGUGAGGCAGCCUUUGUCAUUGGAGCUGCUGUUCAGAGUAAUCCAAGGGUCCAAGUCAAGGCCAUUGAAGCCGGUGCCAUGCAGCAACUGAUACGAAUGUUAUCCAUAGAGAAAGAUCUAGCCUUGAGGAGUAGGGUGCUUUAUGCUCUGUCAUGCCUUCAGAGACAUUUCCCAUACGCUCAGACUAAGUUCCUCAAAUUGGGCGGCAUGGCUGUGCUGACCUCACUUUUCACUCAGCCUGGGACGGAGAAACUGCAAGUCAAGGCGAUAUCUCUUACUCAUGAUGUACUAUUAGAACAGCAAGACGUCAUGCAAAAAUCUGACCUAAAGGAUCCUCAUGAAAAAGAAAAACUUCGGCAGUAUAAAAGUGUCCAUCUACGUGAAGCCAUGAUAGAGCAAGGAUGGUGUAAUUACAUUCCAAAUCUUCUAGUCGCCCAAGACCACGAUACGCGAGAGAAAGUCUUGAACGCCAUGGAACUAGUCUUACACAACUGUAAACCAAACUUUGCCAAAUCUGUUGGAACUCUCCAGCAAUUGAAGGUGGAAUAUGAACAGUUAUCAUACGAUGAGCGUAAAGAAGGGGAUGACGAUUAUUUUCAAAAGUUAGUUGCAAAUUUGACGAAUAUUAUUUCUGGUCUGCAGUCUGUGAAUGGUGCUCAUCGAGAUGAGUUAUGAUCUCGGAUUAAUCAUACACUUUUAACAUAUUUUUCUGUUGUAUUUUGUGUACUGAUGUUCCAAGGACACGGAUGAACCGCCCCAACGUUUCAGUCCUGAAAGAGUUAACAUGUUGUUUGAGAGGGUCUCGUUCUUGAGACCAGGGUUUAUGAAUAUCGACUGUAAAUAUACUUUUUGCUUUUCAUAAUAAAAGAAACAAAACAUGA
This is a messenger RNA of Lineus longissimus, 2133 nucleotides long. Its product is annotated as nucleotide exchange factor SIL1-like. The transcript is spliced from 9 exons. The record is from RefSeq and is a predicted model, not a curated record. Lineage: Eukaryota; Metazoa; Nemertea; Pilidiophora; Heteronemertea; Lineidae. Bases 497 to 1927 code for a protein of 476 amino acids.